AUGGCGGCACAGAACUCUUGGCCUAUCUUCCAGCUGGAUGUGAAGUCUACGUUUUUACAUGGUGAGUUGCAGGAACAGGUUUAUGUUGAGCAGCCAUCAGGCUAUGUUCAACUAGGGAAGGAAAAACAAGUUUACAGGCUUAAAAAAGCUUUAUAUGGGCUGAAGAAAGCUCCCAUAGCCUAG
Molecule: messenger RNA, 183 nt
Organism: Prunus armeniaca (apricot)
Lineage: Eukaryota; Viridiplantae; Streptophyta; Magnoliopsida; Rosales; Rosaceae
Source: the annotation of a GenBank genome assembly